Messenger RNA from Fomitiporia mediterranea MF3/22, 906 nucleotides. RefSeq lists its product as uncharacterized. Lineage: Eukaryota; Fungi; Basidiomycota; Agaricomycetes; Hymenochaetales; Hymenochaetaceae. Bases 1 to 906 code for a protein of 301 amino acids. The record is from RefSeq and is a predicted model, not a curated record. The transcript has 3 exons.
AUGGCGGAACACUUUCGACUGCGAGAAGAGAGAGAAAUCGCUGAGAAAACUCAACAACUCGAGCUUCAGAAGAAGGACAUGAGGCUGGAAGAAAAGGAGAACGAUCUUAUGCGGAAGGUUGGUGAACUGAAGCGUCUCAAGAGUGAGAUCGCGGAAGCUCAGAGGAGGGAGGAAGAACAAGAUCGUGAAGAGGCUUUGCGGAAAUUGGAAGAGGAACACGCUUUGAGCAGCACAGGAAGGAGAAAGGGCUACGUGCCCAAGAGGAUGAACCUAAGCACCGAGGAUGGCUCAUUCGUCAACGAGAGAAAGCACUUGCACGUCGCCGGAAGGAAGAGCAAUUGCGUGAGAAGGAGGAGGCACUUGAGCGACAGCGGAAGGAGGAGGAGGAACGUGCAGCAGAGCAGCGCAGGAAGGAGGAAGAAUUCUUUUCGGAAGGAGGUGGAGGAACGUACCGAUGAGCAUCGCAGGAAGGAAGAAGAAAUAUUCGCCCUAGAGCAUGAACUUAAACACCAACAACGGGUGCUACACAAACGAGAGGAAGCCCUUGCUCGUGAAGAGCUUUUGCAGAAAGAGCCGGAGGAUCGUGAGCAGCGUAGGAAGGAGCAAGAACUGCGUGCCCUCAAGGAUGAACUUAAGCGCAAAGUAUGGAUUCAUCUUCAACAAGAGGAAGCCCUCGAGCGUCUUCGAAAGGAAGAGGAAUUGCGCAAAAAGGAGGAGGCUCUUGAACACGGGCGGAACGAGUUACAGCAACGGGAAGAGGAGCUUGCGCAAGCAGAGGAAGAAGAGGAACGGCGGAGGCGUGAAGACCGUGCACGUACAGAGAAGGAGCAGACAUUACGCCGUCGUCGAGAGGAGGAAGACAAGAGGCGCCUUGAAUCCCACGUGUUAAAGGAAACGGAACUCUAA